CCCGUCCUUCCCAGAUCACGCCAUGUCUCUCCUUCGCGCAUCCUCUUCAUUGCGCCGCGCGGCCGCCGCAGUGCCGAGGCGGCACUUGGCCAUCGCCUCUACCGUUGGCCAAGCUACGGAUACCAGCAAGAUGGACUUCCCGGCUCCCUCACACGUCAGCUUGUCCUCGCAAGCGGCUGAGCUUGCCAGCCAGCUCACGAACUUUUACAGCGAUCCUGAUAGCGUAAUCAAAAUCCCCGAGGAAACGCGAAAGGUCAUUCAUGCGGACAUCUCCAAGAGGAUCAGGAGCAUUCCGGACACCCCGCUCACCGAGGACUGGACCGACGCCCACAUCACCGUUCCCAGCGAGGUCCGUCUCGGUGACAACCCCUACUUUGAAGCGUUCAAGAAGGCGCGCGAAGCGUCUUAACUGUCGUUAAGUGUCUGGCCCGCGUUCAGCAUGGAUCUUGCGAUCAUCCAGACUUGUCACAGGGCAUUACGUAGAAACUGAAGGAUUUGUUAGGCUCUGUGAAAUGCUCACAUUGUAAACUUGACUUCGCGGGGUCUCUCGUCGUCCGUUCCUAUA
Molecule: messenger RNA, 565 nt
Organism: Chondrus crispus (carragheen)
Lineage: Eukaryota; Rhodophyta; Florideophyceae; Gigartinales; Gigartinaceae
Exons: 4
Coding region: 23-409 (128 amino acids)
Source: RefSeq, a predicted model, not a curated record